Messenger RNA from Spinacia oleracea (spinach), 1562 nucleotides. RefSeq lists its product as uncharacterized. The coding region runs from base 167 to 1462 and encodes 431 amino acids. The record is from RefSeq and is a predicted model, not a curated record. The transcript has a single exon. Lineage: Eukaryota; Viridiplantae; Streptophyta; Magnoliopsida; Caryophyllales; Amaranthaceae.
CAACAAAAGACUGCCCACAUUCAUUUCAAUUUAUUUGUUCAAUCACCUCCCAACGGUCACCCUUUCUCUCUCCUAAACUGCCGAUUAUACAAAUCUUUCUCCUUUCUCUCUCUCAAACAAAUUUUGUUAAUUUCACGUUUUCAGCAGCUGAUUCAUACGGUAGGAGAUGAAAGGAAUGAAGGGAAAAUUGAUGAAGAAACUCAAAACAGUGAAGCAAAUUGGGUAUUUGAACCCAGAUCGAAUACUCCAGGUGAGUGGCUUUGAUGGGUUUGUUGAUAAUUUCCAUUUAAAAUCAACUUUUGUAGACAACUUUCCAUUCAAAUCUCAUAACAAAUCACACUGUUCUCCUCAAUUGGACUCAAAAUCACGAGCAGAAGUCGAAAAACCCGAGGUUAUGGAUGUCGAAACCCUCAUGAAAGAUAAUGAAGAAGAAUCUAAAACUGACAAGAUGAGCACUGGGAAUGAUUUUGAUGAGAAAGAAAAUAUCUUUCGUUCAGUAUCAAAAGUGUCGGUGUGUGAAAUGAAGAAAUUGAGUUGUUGUUACGAAGAAUUGGAAAAACAGAGUGUUUCAAAACUGGGGAUUUCAAGCAAAGAAUUGAAGAAAGAGGGUAAUUCUGAAAUAGAGAAAUCAAGUUGUGGUUGUAAAAAAUUGAAGAAAGAGGGUGAUUCUGAAAUAGAGAAAUCAAGUUGUGGUUGUAAAGAAUUGAAGAAAGAGAGUGAUUCCGAUUCUGAAUUGGAGGUGUCAUAUUUCAGGCGACCGGAUAUGGAUUCAGGGAGUUUAUUUGAUCCUAAACUUCUGACUGCAUUCGAAGAAGCUGUAGAAGAAUACAUAAGAAGCAAGAAAUCAGCUGAAUUGGAGUCGAAUAGUAAAAAUCACAAGUACACAUAUUUCCAACCCGAAGAUGAAUUUGAAUUGGACAAUGAAAGCAAGCCAUUAGACGAAUACGAAGAAAAAAGUAUCCCGGGAGGUAAGGAUUCAGUUAUAUUGUAUACAACAAGUGUAAGAGGGAUCAGGAAGACUUUUGAGGAUUGCCAGAGUAUUCGAUUUCUCCUAGAAAGCUUCGGGUUGGUGUAUUACGAGAGAGACGUAUCAAUUCAUUCGGAGUUUCGAGAUGAAUUAUGGAGGAUAAUGGGGGAGAAAUGUUUACCUCCAAGGUUGUUUAUAAGGGGAAGGUAUAUAGGAGAAGCAAAUCAAGUAUUGACAUUGAAUGAACAAGGAAGACUAAGGGCAUUAUUUAGAGAUAUACCCAUUAAUUUUAGUGAAAGACCUUGUAAUGUGUGUUGUGGGUUGAGAUUUAUCUUGUGUUACAAUUGCAAUGGGAGUAGGAAGGUGUUUCAGGUUCAUCAUCAACAACAACAACAACAACAACAACAACAACAACAAAGCAGUAUUAAUGGUGGAUUAUGGUCUAAAUGCUUGCAAUGUAAUGAAAAUGGUUUGGUUGUUUGCCCACUUUGUUGAUGUUUUUCUUAUUAUUUUUGGUUUAUUGCUCUUCUUUGCUAAUUACUUGUAUCAUUAUCAUUCUUUUAUUUAUUUAAUAAAGUUAAAUAUCAUUAUAUUA